Brassica napus (rape) is the source of this 839-nucleotide messenger RNA. RefSeq names its product heavy metal-associated isoprenylated plant protein 36-like. NCBI's taxonomy places the organism in Eukaryota, Viridiplantae, Streptophyta, Magnoliopsida, Brassicales, Brassicaceae. The coding region runs from base 425 to 658 and encodes 77 amino acids. The record is from RefSeq and is a predicted model, not a curated record. The transcript is spliced from 3 exons. Gene Ontology annotation, molecular function: metal ion binding.
AUAUUGAUUGAAACUGCUGAUCUAAUGAUCAGUUUUAGCCUUUUUAGGUAGAAGUAUUGAAUAACGACCGAAAGGAUUAAACGGACGGUCGAAUGAAAAAGGAGUAGACUUUUGAUCCCUUAUUUUACUGAAACGCGGCAAGCAAAAACAAUUUUUAUAUGCGAGUGGAGGCCAGUUAGGCUUUCUCUGUUUACAAACUCUCCAUCCUUUACGCAAAGAAUCCCAUUCUCCUUCUUCUUCUUCUCUCUUUUUGUCGUUUUACCACACAAAAUCAUAUAUUUAUAUGUUGGUGAUGCACUUCUAGUUUCUUUAAGCAACAAAAACAUUUCCUCCACAUACUCUGUUUUUCUCUGCCUUUAAACUCGUAGAAGCGAAUUACAAGGAACUGCGUGAAGCCAUUUUAUUCCUUAAAGAGAGCUGCGUGAUGACUAAUGUUGUGGAGAUGAAAGUGAAUUUGCAUUGCGACGAAUGCAUCAGGAAAAUACUGAAAGCCAUUAAGAAAAUAGAAGAUAUAGAGACAUACGAUGUGGACACACAGCUCAACAAAGUGACCGUCACUGGAAAUGUAACAGACGAACAAGUCAUUAAGGUUCUUCAAAAGGUGAGGAAAACUGCUGUUAAAUGGGACCAAGCCAAUCAAACCCUCUUCCCCAACUAGAGAGUUUUGAGCAUAGUUGGAUGACUCUAUAUGUACCUACGCUCAGUUUUGGCCGUUGUUUUCAUGCAUCUGUAUCAGAAUCCAUGAGGAUUAACUACAGAACACUACGUAAAAUUUCGAAUGCACCAAUAGACUAUAUCGUACGGUUUGUAUGCAUACAAAUAAAAUGAGAUUUAGAUCA